AUGAAGACCUUACUAGAUGUUGUAAAGGAUUGCGAUAACUUUCCUUACGCGGAAGAUACAGAUUCCGCACACGCGCAAGUACAGGCCUCACCAUGGAAAUUCUAUCUCCCGGAGGAUCCCAGACCGCACGGUCUCUUGAUUGAUGCUGUGGUAGAGCAGAUGCCAUGGACAGCAGACUUCCGGGUGCUUCCUGCCCCGCAGAAAGAAGUGCACCUUAUUCAGCCCGAGGGCGUCAACUGGCAUGAGAAAUGCACGGAGAUCAUUGAGCGACAGGCGGAACUUGCGCGCGAGAAAGGAGUGUUUCCUAAAUUCGGGAAGAAGAGACACGAGCAGUUCCCGAUCGUCGGGGCGAAGUUUCCGGUGGGGGUUGAUCGAAGUUUCUUCUCGUAUCUUGGUAUCAUAGGCCGUGGGGUACAUAUGACAGUGUACACCCGGACGGAGGCUGGGUUGAAGUUCUGGAUUCCGCAGCGACAGUUUAACAAGGCCUAUGGGGGUAUGUUGGAUAAUACUGUGGCGGGUGGGAUGGCCAUCGGAGAGCAGCCGUUAGAGUGUUUGGUUCGCGAGGCAUCGGAGGAGGCCGCGAUGUCUGAAGAUCUGAUUAGGACGAAGGCACGGGCCGCAGGUACCGUGAACUGGAUCGGUAUCAGCGAUGAGCGAUCUGGUGGUCACCCGGGGCUCAUCAACCCGGGGGUGCUCUAUGUUUAUGACCUUGAAGUCGACUCAGAUAUGGUGUUCAAAGUGGUCGACGACGAUGUAUAUGCCUUUCAUCUGAUGGACACGAAUGAAGUGAAAAAGGCCAUGUUGGACGGUAAAUUCAAACCGGCCAGCGCGAGUGUUCUCGUGGAUUUCUUCGUUCGGCAUGGUCUUAUUACAGCCGAAGACGAGGAGGAGUAUACGGAGAUUGUGUCCCGACUACAUCGAAAACUUCCUUUGCCAACUAGUUCACGUUGA
Messenger RNA from Aspergillus pseudonomiae, 951 nucleotides. RefSeq names its product putative thiamine pyrophosphokinase. The coding region runs from base 1 to 951 and encodes 316 amino acids. The record is from RefSeq and is a predicted model, not a curated record. The transcript has 2 exons. Gene Ontology annotation, molecular function: 8-oxo-dGDP phosphatase activity. NCBI's taxonomy places the organism in Eukaryota, Fungi, Ascomycota, Eurotiomycetes, Eurotiales, Aspergillaceae.